UCAAUUUGGGACUAUGGAGUAAAACUUUUCCCCAAAUGUUGACAAAUAGGCAGGGGAUGAGUAAAUGAGUAAUUUAGGAAUCGGAAGAAGGGAUAUGACUGCGCUUUUCCUUGUUGUCCGAAAUCUGCGUUAUAUUCACCCUUGGCAGAUGGCUCUGCAGAUCGGUGAGGCAACCAAAAUUCCAGAUAUAGAAAAAAAGUUAAUUGCAUUAAUAUUCGAUUUUAGGGUUUAGCAAUCCCUUAUAAUCCAUGCAAAAGGGCUAUCCUUUUUACUUUUUAUUCUUCAAUUCCCCAGUUCUUUCCCCUGCUGAUUAUAUAAGGCCCAUUUUCUGGGUAUCUGCUCGAUUUUUGCCCUCUUCAGCCAUUUUCAUUUUCUAUGUUUGGCUUGUCAGAGAAUGAGAAGAUGAAUACACCUGGAGGUAAUUAUUGGAAAGGGAAUGCCAACGGAGCAAAUGGCCAUGACAUCUUUUAUGACUUGCUCAGUAUUGUGGAUUUUCCGAUGGAGAGUUUGGAAGGGGAAGGCUCUAAUGAAGGUGGGGAUACUGUCCCUUCUGAGGAUGCAUAUAUUGACAUGUAUCCAUUCCCCCAAGCAUAUUUCCAGAAUGGCUCAUUGGAAGGGGUGUUCAAGAACGCUUAUGUAAGUUCCUCCAACUUUUAGUUCCUGCAUUUGAAUGCUUUGCAUGAGAUUUGUGUAUUCUCUUAAUUAGUAAUUCAAUGAUAAAUCAUUGUGGUUUAAGGAAAUUAUACUUGGUAGUAUAAGGAAAUAAAGUACUGUGAUCCUAAAAUCUACUAAGGCAGUGAAGGUCAGAUGCUACUUUUGGAGAGUGUCAUGUUUCAACGUGACAUGUAAAAUGUCGGCUGUCUGGAGGAAUGUUCAUUACCAAAGUGGUUCUUCCCUAGCACUUGGGGUUUUAUUCUUUUCUCCUUCACCGAGGCCUUCAGUUUGAAGUAAUUUGGACCUGGUUUGAUUUUCGGUUUUUCUACUUUUGUUCUUCCGUGCCGGGAGCUUCUUGGCUUUUGAUUGGAUUUUUUUUCUUACGACAAAAUGGUUGGAACAUGCCCUCUGGAGGAUCUUUACACUCAUCUUGCUAUUGGUGAUGAGGAGGAAGAUGCUCAAAUUUUUGAGGAUAUUCUUGUGUCGGGGCUUUCGUCGUUCUUGGAGGAGAGUGCCCCCCAGGAAAAUCAGGUGUUGAAUCUUGUUCAAGACCCUUCUGGUGGUGCACCCGCCCCUCUCACGGAGACCUCAUCAGAAGAAACGAUGCUCAUAAACUCCGACUCUAGCAUCCUCUUUCCUGACUUUCUUGUUCCUGUUGGUAAGCGGUCAAAGCGCACUAGAUCCCCAAACGUUAAUCGAUGGAGUUUGAUUGCUCCCAUAUUUUGUUCUUCAGCUCCAUCCAGAAAUACUUCGGUACUUUCUGGCAUCCAAAUGGACCCACCGAGUCCCAAAAAGAUGAAAAAGAGAGUGCUGUCACCGAAAUCGAUUCCCGUGAAGUAUGGUAGAGGGCCAGGAGUGAAUGGUUCUGUUAGAGAAUGUACACACUGUCACGUAAAAAAGACGCCGCAGUGGAGAGAGGGGCCAUUAGGGCCCAAUACUCUAUGCAAUGCCUGUGGAGUCCGAUACCGUACCGGGCGGCUGUUUCCGGAGUAUCGACCAGCUGCUAGUCCAACCUUUAUACCUUCUGUGCACACAAACUUGCACAGGGAAGUCCUUCGAAAGAGAGGACAACUUUGAUUGAAGAUGAGGAAAUUCGGCAUGGUUAAGUGUUGUAUUUGGGGGCAUUGUGAGUUAGAGUUAGAAAGGAUGUUGAUUAGUGACCAAAUUUGAUUUUCAUUUGGCUUAAUUUAUUUAUUUAUUUUGUUUGUUGUGGUAGGAAGUAAAGAAAGACUAGAUUUUAAUUUACUCCCACCUUACAGGUGAAGUAUACAAAAUAAAAUAAUGCUAAAAUGUGGUCACUGUUUUUGUUUUGUUUUAUUAUCAUUAUUGUUAUUA
This is a messenger RNA of Cuscuta epithymum, 1989 nucleotides long. NCBI's taxonomy places the organism in Eukaryota, Viridiplantae, Streptophyta, Magnoliopsida, Solanales, Convolvulaceae. The record is from the annotation of a GenBank genome assembly.